CCAGAAAAUUUUAUUUCUAUAAUUUUUCAGGUAUCGUUAAAUGAUAUGGUAGAUGUUGUAAGAUCAUCAUUAAACCAAGCAUAUAAACAAUGUUCAGUUCGAGAGUAGUGACAACUUCAAAGGGUAUAACAACUCCUUUCCAAGUGUUCCAAAGAAACAUGACUAGAGGAAGUGGAGGUGAUGCUGUAUCUCUUUCCAAUAGAAGAGUAAUGAGAAAGAUUAAAAUGGGUAAAGCCAGACCAGCUAUCUUCUAUCAAUUCGAUACUUUAGUGGAAUUAAGUGAUGGUUCCGUUGUCAAGAGAAGAUCACAAGCUCCUAAGGAUGAAAUCAGAAUGAUCUCAGAUCAAAGAAAUAGCACAUUAUGGAAUCCAAAUAGAUCUGAUAUUGUUACUAUAGAUCCAAAUUCUACUGGUAAAGUACAUAAAUUCAAACAAAGAUUCGCCUUCUUUGAAGGUAAUGAAGAGCAAUCACAAAUACCGAAUGAAUCUGCCGAUGCUCAACCUGAUCAAGAAAAGAUUGAACAACAACAAAAGGCUUCUAAGGCAAAUGAUGAUUUCCUCGAUUUAUUGGGUCAAAAUGCUGAAGAAGUUCAAAAAGGUGGUAAAUUAUUUAAUAAGAAAGAAUCCAGAAAUAGAAAGUAAUAGUUCUAUUGGCUUAUACAUAGUUGCAUAUUUCACCUCCCUCUUGUACAUAUAAA
Scheffersomyces coipomensis is the source of this 697-nucleotide messenger RNA. It is a transcript of the gene MRPL36, whose product is annotated as mitochondrial 54S ribosomal protein bL31m. Gene Ontology annotation, cellular component: mitochondrial large ribosomal subunit. The transcript has a single exon. Bases 90 to 641 code for a protein of 183 amino acids. Lineage: Eukaryota; Fungi; Ascomycota; Pichiomycetes; Serinales; Debaryomycetaceae. Gene Ontology annotation, molecular function: structural constituent of ribosome. The record is from RefSeq and is a predicted model, not a curated record. Gene Ontology annotation, biological process: mitochondrial translation.